This is a messenger RNA of Marchantia polymorpha subsp. ruderalis, 4131 nucleotides long. NCBI's taxonomy places the organism in Eukaryota, Viridiplantae, Streptophyta, Marchantiopsida, Marchantiales, Marchantiaceae. The record is from the annotation of a GenBank genome assembly.
GACCCUGUUCGUGCUGCCAGUACCGACCACCAUGAGCACCGUCGGGCUCGAAACGGACUGCAUGUGCACCUUUUCGAAAGCUGAGAUCUUUGCCCUGUCGCUGUCGCAGAUCUCUGUACGAAUGCGCUUUAUUCCUUUUAUCCUCCUUACCACCUCGAGCCAAGUGUCACAGCAGAAGUCGGACCUGCAGGAGCUGCUCCAUGCGACCCGAUUGGGCGACGAGAGAAUGGUGCCCCUCAGAUAAUCCGCAUGUGACUCACGAUCUCGAUACUUUAAAUUAUCUCUUCGCUUCGAAUCAUCCAUCAUUCAUUCCAUCGGGGCCGACAUGCUGGGCGCUGUGCGUGUGAUCGGUCGCACUCUUGGGGAUGCCUGGAUCGGUACUUGCUGCAGGCGAUUCCUGACUUGAAAUCCGAGGAGUGAUGAAUUUUGACGAGAAUCGGGGAAUGAGAGGAUAGGCUGCUUCAAUCCCGGCCAUCGAGCUCAUCAUCAAGUUGAGCAAUGGCGAGCAGGUCCAGCACUCUGUUUCUCGUGGUCUUCCUCUGCGGGCUCCUCGUCGCCUCUUCUUCCCUCGUGCGAGCGUUCACUCCCAGCAAAGGCUACAACCUGAUUUCAGUCGCCGAUCUUCCAGAUAAAUCAGGAAUUCAAGCUUUUCUUAGUCCGAUUGCUGCUGGCGAUGACUACGGCACUGACAUCGCGUACCUUGAGGUGACCGCCAGGUCCGAAACAGACGACAGAAUCCGAGUGCGCAUCACAGACGCGAACAACUCUCGGUGGGAGGUGCCACAAGCUUUGAUUUCAAGACCAAGCGAAACGGAAGCUCUGCCCUCGGCAUCGUCGUCGGCCGGUAAGCUGAAAUUCUCCUACACCUCCAGCCCAUUCGGGUUCGCCAUCUCUCGAGCGUCCACAGGCGAAGUUCUAUUCAAUUCGACUCCGAGCUCAGAGAGCUCGGCGUUCAGACCGCUCGUGUUCAAAGAUCAGUACCUGGAAAUCUCCACGGCGCUUGCUCCAAAUUCUGCGCUCUAUGGAUUGGGCGAGAGCACGAGGCCCGAUGGCCUGCGUCUCAGUGCGGGCCGAACCUACACUUUGUGGGCUGCGGACAUCGGCUCGUUCAAUGUCGACAUCAAUUUGUAUGGAGCUUAUCCUUACUACGUCGAAGUCCGAGAUGGAGGAGCGACGCACUCGGUGCUGCUGAUGAACAGCAAUGGCAUGGACGUCACUUACGCAGGAGAGUUCUUGACUUACAAGGCGAUCGGUGGCAUUCUCGAUUUCUACUUCUUCGCUGGCCCCUCGCCAUCUUCUGUCAUCGAUCAGUACACUCAGCUCGUUGGCAGACCUGCUGCCAUGCCCUAUUGGUCUCUAGGAUUCCAUCAAUGCAAAUGGGGUUACAAGGAUUUGGAGACAUUAGAGAGCGUCGUCGACAAAUACAGAGCAGCUGAAAUUCCACUCGACACAAUAUGGUCCGACAUCGAUUACAUGGAAGCCUAUAGAGUCUUCACUCUGGACCCGAUCAACUUUCCUCGGGACAAGAUGCAGCCAUUUCUGAAGAAGGUGCACGACGCCGGUCAGCAUUAUGUUAUGAUCGUCGAUCCCGGAGUGGCGGUGGUGCAAAAUUACAGCGUAUUGAGCAACGGAUUGACGAAGGACAUAUUCAUCAAGGACUCAGAUGGAAGCAGUUUCCUGGGCCAGGUGUGGCCAGGGCCUGUCUACUUCCCGGACUUUCUCCAUCCAGAAAUUCAGAACUACUGGUCGACAGAAAUUGCAGAAUUCUACAAGCAAGUGGAAUUCGACGGAAUGUGGAUCGACAUGAACGAGGCCGCCAGCUUCUGCACGGGAUCCCUCUGCUCGAUCGGCACGAAACCUCUGGGCAACGACAUCAAUUCCAUCACCACGUGCUACUUGAAUUGCAGCGCAUCGACGGGCUCGAGGUGGGAGGAUCCGCCGUACAAGAUCAACAACACGAACGGGAUGAAUCCGCUGAGCUCGAAGACGAUCGCAGUGAAUGCCAGGCACGCCGGGGGAGAGCUCGAGUACGACCUCCACAACAUGUACGGGUUCUCGGAAUCCAUCAUCACCUACAAAGCGCUGCGAGAGUUGAACGACAAGCGGCCCUUCGUGCUGUCGCGAUCGACCUUCGUCGGCACGGGCAAGUACGCCGCGCACUGGACGGGCGACAACGCCGCGACAUGGAACGAUCUCGCCUUCUCCGUCGUCAGUGUCCUCAAUUCGGGCUUGUUCGGAGUUCCCAUGGUGGGAGCCGACAUCUGCGGCUUCAAUGGCAACACCACCGAGGAGCUCUGCGCUCGCUGGAUCGAGCUCGGUGCUUUCUACCCAUUCGCUCGCAAUCACGCCGACAUUCGAGCUCCGUUUCAUGAGCUCUAUGUCUGGGACUCGGUCGCCGCCAUCUCCAGGACUGUGCUCGGCCUUCGGUACCGCCUUCUUCCAUACUUUUACACUCUCGUGCACGAGGCGCACACGACUGGAGCUCCCAUAGCUCGGCCCCUCUUCUACGAGUACCCAUCGGACCCCAACACUCUGAGCAUCAAUUCGCAAUUCCUUCUCGGCCGAGGAAUUCUCGUAUCGCCUGUUCUGAUCGAGAAUGCCACUUCUGUCGAGGCUUAUUUCCCUGCAGGGACAUGGUACGACCUGUUUGAUUUCUCGCGCAUCGAAGGUGCGGGUGCCAAUCAGACUCUGCAAGCUCCUCUCGAUACGAUUCGUGUUCAUCUCGCGCAGGGAUCGAUCGUCCCGAUGCAGGACGCGGCCCUCACGACGAAGGCAGCGCGCAUGUCCAAUUUCACUCUGGUCGUUGCGUUCGGCGAUGGAUCCGAUCAGAGUCAGGCUUACGGCGAGCUGUUCGUCGACGAUGGUGUUCGGGUGGAGAUGAAAUUGGAGCCCGGAUCGUCCACCUUAAUUCGAUUCCAGGCGUCGAAGUCCGGUGCGCAGGGAUCGGUGGAAUCGGAAGUCGAGUGCGGAGAAUUCGCGUUGAAGUAUGCUCAGCCGGCGUGGAGUGUGCACACCAUCAUUCUUCUCGGUCUCAGCUCUCCGCCCUCGUCGUCCGCCAUGUCCAUAAACAACCAGCCUGCGCCUUCUUCGGUCCAAAUCUCCGACGAUGGAUCGAGCGUGCAUCUGUCCAAUCUCGACCUUCUUCUGGGUGAAAAUUUCUCCAUCACGUGGUAGGAUGUGCAGACUGUCUGCUUCGGUUUGACAAGCAGCAGACUUGUACCUUUAGAAUCGACGAAUCAUCGAGCACGAGGUCCUGUGAAUAAAUUAAGAUUCACUCUUCCAGUGGCCCAACUUUCAGCUCACUCUGAGUCGGCCCCGUCCAUUCUCGAGCUCCCGCAUUCUCGUCCCUGCAAUCGCCAUCUCUGAAUCUCUUGUCUACUAUGUUUUUGGAGUCUCGUGACAUCCCCAAUUGCAAGAUGACGGGAAUCAAUUCUUCCAACAAAUAUGUGUCACAUUGGUUGCAAAUGAGACACUACUAGCGUACAACUCCCACAGCAUUUAUCUACCUUUAGAGGUCUCUCAAUUUCCUCCAAUUGCGAUGACUUGAACUGUUCCACCAUCUCUGCCUGUAAAUAAAUUGGACAGGACAAAAGCUCGAACAAUGUGGGCUGCGGAAGAUUCAGAAUCCGGAUCGAUCAAAGAUUUCUCAAACAAGAUGAUGAGAAACCAUACAGGUUCAUGGUCGAUGACUCAAUCUUCACAAAAUCUCUAUCAAAAAUACUGCACUGCACACCUCUCCAGUCUCGAGAACUUUCAUACUGAGACUGCAGAUAUUCGCUCGUUAAUUUCGUUGUUAGGAUUGCAUCGAUCUCUGGUUAUAGUAUUCGCAGCUGCUUGGCAAGGUAAAAGCUGAAAGCGGCUCAUCGAUUGAGAAUGUCUUCCCAUCAAGAGCCUGUGCAUGGGGAACAAUUUCCUGUAGAUGCAACACACAAAGUGAAGAGUUUAAGGAAUUUGCUGUCCUUGUUCAUUCUGCGGGUCCUGAACCCUGUCAGCGAGAUCCCAUAUUCGUGGCACAUUUGUAGUCCCAGCAUGCUACAAACAGUGCGUGACAAGAGGCGGAAAAUAUCCUCAAGAUAAUCACAUCUUUCGAGAUUGUUGCUCGUCACUAAAGUCAGCACCUCUUUCAUGUUG